This is a messenger RNA of Cottoperca gobio, 2780 nucleotides long. It is a transcript of the gene ssrp1a, whose product is annotated as structure specific recognition protein 1a. Gene Ontology annotation, cellular component: FACT complex; nucleus. Lineage: Eukaryota; Metazoa; Chordata; Actinopteri; Perciformes; Bovichtidae. The record is from RefSeq and is a predicted model, not a curated record. Gene Ontology annotation, biological process: regulation of chromatin organization. The transcript is spliced from 19 exons. Gene Ontology annotation, molecular function: DNA binding; histone binding; nucleosome binding. Bases 165 to 2312 code for a protein of 715 amino acids.
AGGCUUUAAUGAUGAAAAGAAAAGAUUUUUCGCCAAACCGGAAGUAAAUACAAACAGUUCGUGAUUCUUUCCUGUGACGUAGCGCUAGCUGCCGAUGCUACACGCGGGAAAUAGGCGAAGCUGCUCAUCACAUUGACAAGCAUCAGUCGUCGCCUGAAGCUGAGAUGGGAGAAACACUGGAGUUCAACGACAUUUACCAGGAGUUCAAAGGCUCCUGGAAUGACGGGCGGCUGCGUUUCAACAAGCAAGCUGUGGUUUAUAAGAGCAGCAAGACGGGGAAGGUGGACAGCAUCCAGGCUAUUGACCUCAACCUUGCCCAGUGGAGGCGAGUGUGUUUAGGUCAUGGCAUCAAGCUGGGCACCAACUCGGGAAAUGUCUACAAAUAUGACGGCUUCAGGGACACGGACAUGGAGAAGAUCGCUGAUUUUUUCAAGGCCAACUACAAAGUGGAGCUAACGGAGAAGGACAUGUGUGUGAAGGGGUGGAACUGGGGAACGGCCAAGUUCUCAGGUCCGCUGUUAUCAUUUGAGGUAAAUGAAAGUACAGCGUUCGAGGUCCCACUGGCCAACGUGUCCCAGUGCGCCACGGGGAAGAACGAAGUCACUCUGGAGUUUCACCAGAACGACGACACCGAGGUCUCCCUCAUGGAGGUCCGAUUCUACGUCCCGCCCAGCCAGUCUGAUGAAAGACAAGAUCCUGUGGAGGCGUUUGCUGAGAAUGUGUUGUCUAAGGCUGAUGUGAUCCAGGCCACCGGAGACGCUGUGUGUAUCUUCAAAGAGCUGCAGUGUCUUACACCCAGAGGAAGAUACGACAUCCGUAUCUACCCGUCUUUCCUUCACCUCCAUGGUAAGACCUUUGACUACAAGAUUCCUUACACCACAGUCCUCCGUCUAUUCCUGCUGCCACACAAGGAUCAGAGGCAGAUGUUCUUUGUGAUCAGCCUGGAUCCUCCCAUCAAGCAGGGUCAGACGCGUUAUCACUUUCUCAUUCUGCUCUUCUCCAAGGAAGAGGAACUCAGCCUCACCCUCAACAUGAGCGAGGAGGACGUGGAGCGCCGUUUUGAGGGCAAACUCAGUAAAAACAUGUCGGGCUCUCUGUACGAGAUGGUCAGCAGGGUGAUGAAGGCCCUGGUCAACCGCAAGAUCACUGUGCCCGGAAACUUCCAGGGUCACUCUGGGGCUCAGUGCAUUACCUGCUCCUACAAGGCCUCCUCAGGCCUCCUCUAUCCCCUGGAGAGGGGCUUCAUUUAUGUCCACAAGCCCCCCGUGCACCUGCGCUUCGAGGAGAUCUCCUGCGUCAACUUCGCCAGAGGCACCACCACAACGCGAUCCUUUGACUUUGAGAUCGAGACAAAGCAGGGAAAUCAGUUCACCUUCAGCAGCAUUGAGAGAGAAGAGUACGGCAAACUGUUUGACUUCGUUAACGCCAAGAAGCUCAACAUCAAGAACAGAGGCUUCAAAGAGAAGAAGGGCAUGAAGGGUAAGAUUGAUGAGUACAGUGACUCAGACGAAGACCGGCACGAUGCCUACCUGGAGAGGAUGAAGGCUGAGGGCAAGAUCAGAGAGGAGGGCAACGACAGCGACGAAUCUGAUGGCGAAAGCGAUGAGUCGUUUAACCCCGGAGAAGAGGAUGACGACAUUGCAGAAGAGUACGACAGCAAUGCCUCAGCGAGCGAAAGCAACAGCGAAGACGGAGACGACAGCGGCGAGGAAGGCACAAAGAAGAAGGUCAAGAAAGUCAAAGUGGUGAAGGAGAAAAAAGAGAGGAAACCACGCAAAGAGAAGAAGAAGAAACAGAAAGAUGCCGGCGCCCCCAAGAGGCCGAUGAGUGCCUACAUGCUGUGGCUCAACGCCAGCCGUGAGCGAAUCAAGUCUGAGAACCCGGGCAUCUCCAUCACAGAGAUCUCCAAGAAGGCCGGAGAGAUGUGGAGACAGCUGGGCAAAGAUGACAAGGAGGAGUGGGACACAAAGGCAGUAGAGGCGAAGAGGCAGUAUGACAUAGCAAAGAAAGAGUACAAAGAGAGCGGCGGUGGUGCGGCCGGUAGUGCCGGAGCAUCCUCCAGUCCAAAGAAGGAGAGUAAAAAAUCUGGAGGUAAGAAGGAGGAGAAGAAGAGAAAGUCAGCCGGGGGAGAUAAGGACAAGGAGCGGGGCGGAACCAACGACAGCUUCAAGAGUCGAGAAUUCAUCGAGACCAGCGAGGACAGUUCAUCAGGCGCUGAUCACAAGAGCAAGUCCAAGAGGAAGAAGGAAUCCGAUGAAGAGGAGGAAGAGGCUGCAUCCACACCUGCCAGCUCAGAGGCAGAGUCUGACUAAACACACACACUUUUACCCAUCCGAGACACAAACCAAGGACCAAGCAUUUAUACUCUCCAUGUUGAUCUCACACAAAUGGACUGACAGACAAAUCAACAGACUUUCUCUUUUACAUGUUUUGCUUUAAGAGUACAAACAGACCGUGUAACUCUAAAAGCUCAUGUAAUGUUUGAUAUUCGAGCAGGUUUUCCUACUGUCAGCUCAAUGUUGGUAUACAGGUGUACCAUAUUUCCCAGAAUCCUCGAAGGGUUUUCUUUCAUCUCACCCACGAGGACGGUUAUAGUUUCAUAGCACUGAGGAGUAUAAGUGUUAUUAGUUGAUUUAAUGUGAACAAGGCAGAGGAGCAGACGCAAAGCUGUUUUGUUCUUGCUGUGUAGAACAUUUAAAUACUGCAGUUAGGUGUUUUUUUUGUGUUUUCCCAUGUCAUGUUUUCAGGCUUGAAUAAACAAAUGAACCAUUUUUAUUAGA